Molecule: messenger RNA, 570 nt
Organism: Periconia digitata
Lineage: Eukaryota; Fungi; Ascomycota; Dothideomycetes; Pleosporales; Periconiaceae
Source: the annotation of a GenBank genome assembly
AGCCACGCGCAGAACCCGAACACGCAGCCAACAAUGUCCUACUACGACGUAGACGCCAUCCUAACCGACGCGCAGAAAGUUCCAUGCGCCUUUGAACUUACUGUGCCCGGUCUAGGCUUCUUGGAAGGCAAUAUGAGUGGCGAUAUGAAACAGGGUUCUAAAGUCGAGCUUCCAUUAUGGCUGGGUGAGAUGCUUGCAUUGAGCCAGAGUCUAAAUACGUCCUCCCUUGUUACCCUCGACCAUCCCGCGGCCCUAUCACCGCGCGUUCUCAAUGCGUUGAAGGCAGAUCCCAAAUCGGUUGAUCUCCGAGCCCAAGCUCAACAUUUCUAUAACCUGGGCGCCCGCAUCCUCGAGCUGUUCGACGAAGAGGAUAUGAUCGAUGUGCUGAGCGAUACGUUCAAAUCUCGAGCAGCUGUCAUCGCUGAUCAGGCAAAUAAUGGUCGCGGUGCGCUCGGGGAAGGAGGCGAUUUCUUGAAGAAGCUGGACGAAAACGAAAGAGAAUUGUUUCGAGCUGCACAUGACAGCGCGAAAGGCGUCCGGACAUGGAUGGCCGAUCUCAGCAAGAAAUGA